This is a messenger RNA of Talaromyces amestolkiae, 846 nucleotides long. RefSeq lists its product as uncharacterized. The transcript is spliced from 2 exons. The coding region runs from base 1 to 846 and encodes 281 amino acids. The record is from RefSeq and is a predicted model, not a curated record. Gene Ontology annotation, molecular function: oxidoreductase activity. NCBI's taxonomy places the organism in Eukaryota, Fungi, Ascomycota, Eurotiomycetes, Eurotiales, Trichocomaceae.
AUGGCAAACCCUGCUGUUGCCGAGUCAUCAGCAACUACAAACGGCGUGUGUGUUGACAGACGAAGCCUUUCCAUCCCCGAAAAAGAAGACGAUCUCGAUAUCCGCCAGAAAUAUCGUCCAUUUAUCCGUGAAGAUGCUGAAACGGACUGGAUUAGCGCAUUGGAGUUGACCAAAGUGCUCAAUCUGGCGGACUGUGAUCUACAAGCGACUAACAAAAGACUCAAAGUCCUUGUGUUAUAUGGAAGUCUACGUCGACGGUCGUAUUCCAAACUCGUGGCAUACGAAGCUAGCCGGAUCCUAUUUCGCUUGGGCUGUGAUGUACGCGUCUUUGAUCCGGAGGGAUUACCGAUGAAGAAUGAUGUUGAUCACGGUCAUUCAAAGGUGCAAGAACUGCGUGCUCUGAGUGCAUGGAGCGAUGGUCAACUUUGGGUUUCGCCAGAGCAACACGGCAAUUUGACCGCAGUGUUCAAGAAUCAGAUUGACUGGAUACCCCUAAGCACUGGAAGCGUGCGGCCAACACAAGGCCGAACACUCGCCAUCGCCCAGGUGUGCGGUGGUUCCCAGUCCUUCAACGCAGUAAACUCCCUCCGUAUCCUUGGCCGUUGGAUGCGCAUGUUUACAAUCCCCAAUCAAUCUUCAAUCCCCAUGGCAUAUACUCAUUUCCCGGAUGAAGGGCAACCGGAUGAUCAACGACUCAAGCACAGCGGUAACCGUGACCGUUUGGUGGAUUGCAUGGAGGAGUUUGUCAAGUAUACGAUUUUGAUGAGGCCGCAUAUAGAUCUUUUUGACGAUCGUUAUAGUGAGCGGGAGGAGAAGAGGGUGAAGGAGGCGAAGAGAAAGGCAUGA